Calidris pugnax (ruff) is the source of this 4223-nucleotide messenger RNA. It is a transcript of the gene CACNB4, whose product is annotated as calcium channel, voltage-dependent, beta 4 subunit. NCBI's taxonomy places the organism in Eukaryota, Metazoa, Chordata, Aves, Charadriiformes, Scolopacidae. The record is from RefSeq and is a predicted model, not a curated record. Bases 107 to 1615 code for a protein of 502 amino acids. Gene Ontology annotation, biological process: neuromuscular junction development; regulation of voltage-gated calcium channel activity; calcium ion transmembrane transport. The transcript has 15 exons. Gene Ontology annotation, cellular component: voltage-gated calcium channel complex. Gene Ontology annotation, molecular function: high voltage-gated calcium channel activity; protein binding.
GGCGGCGGCCACGCGUGUCCCAGCCCCGCCUCGCCCCGCCUUCAGCCUCCCCUCAGAGCGGCGGCGGCGGCGGCGGCUGAGGAGAAACCGCCGAUCCUUGGCCGCCAUGGCCGCGGUGACGAGGGGGACGGCGACGCGGCGCAGCCGGCUGAAGCGCUCGGAUGGCAGCACCACCUCCACCAGCUUCAUCCUGCGGCAGGGCUCAGCAGAUUCGUACACAAGCAGACCCUCAGACUCGGAUGUCUCUCUGGAAGAAGACAGGGAAGCAAUCCGCCAGGAAAGGGAGCAGCAGGCAGCUAUACAGCUUGAAAGGGCGAAGUCCAAACCAGUAGCGUUUGCUGUUAAGACUAAUGUGAGUUACUGUGGAGCACUGGAUGAAGAUGUUCCUGUCCCAAGCACUGCCAUCUCUUUUGACGCCAAGGACUUCCUACACAUUAAAGAGAAAUAUAAUAAUGACUGGUGGAUAGGAAGGCUGGUUAAGGAGGGCUGCGAGAUCGGCUUUAUUCCGAGCCCGCUUAGACUGGAGAACAUCCGCAUCCAACAGGAGCAGAAGAGAGGACGUUUCCAUGGAGGGAAAUCGAGUGGAAAUUCUUCUUCAAGCCUCGGAGAAAUGGUUUCUGGCACGUUUCGAGCCACUCCCACUUCCACAGCAAAACAGAAACAAAAAGUGACAGAACACGUUCCCCCGUAUGACGUAGUACCUUCCAUGAGACCUGUCGUCCUGGUGGGGCCAUCACUGAAAGGCUAUGAGGUGACAGACAUGAUGCAGAAAGCUCUCUUUGACUUCCUGAAGCACAGGUUUGAUGGGAGGAUAUCGAUAACGAGAGUGACAGCUGACAUCUCUCUGGCCAAGAGGUCGGUUCUCAAUAACCCCAGCAAGAGGGCAAUAAUUGAGCGGUCGAACACAAGGUCCAGUUUAGCUGAAGUACAGAGUGAAAUUGAAAGAAUCUUUGAGCUGGCGAGGUCCUUACAGCUGGUUGUCCUGGACGCGGACACUAUCAAUCACCCUGCACAACUAAUCAAGACAUCCUUAGCUCCAAUUAUCGUCCACGUUAAAGUGUCUUCUCCAAAGGUUUUGCAGCGACUGAUCAAAUCCAGAGGGAAGUCCCAGAGUAAACACCUGAACGUUCAGCUGGUGGCAGCUGAUAAACUUGCCCAGUGUCCACCCGAAAUGUUUGAUGUCAUUUUGGACGAGAAUCAGCUGGAAGAUGCCUGCGAGCACUUGGCGGAGUACCUGGAGGCCUACUGGCGGGCCACCCACACCACCAGUACCACCCCCAUGACCCCUCUCCUCGGGCGCAAUUUGGGAUCCACCGCCCUUUCCCCGUACCCGGCUGCCAUCUCUGGAUUGCAGAGCCAGCGUAUGAGGCACAGCAGCCACUCUACAGAGAACUCUCCCAUUGAGCGACGAAGUCUAAUGACCUCAGAUGAAAAUUAUCACAAUGAAAGGGCUCGGAAGAGCAGGAACCGCUUGUCUUCCAGUUCCCAACACAGCCGAGACCACUAUCCUCUAGUGGAAGAAGAAUACUCUGACUCCUACCAGGACACGUACAAACCCCAUAGGAACCGAGGAUCCCCCGGAGGAUACAGCCAUGAUUCACGACACAGGCUUUGAGUUCGAGAACCUGGGGAAAAAAGAAAAAAAAAAAUAGCAUUCAUCAGUUGAUAACUUGCCAUAACGUAGCUAGGAGAAAAAAAAAAUAAAAAAAAUAUAUCAUCUUAAUUUGGCAGAUGUAACGCAGUUAUACUGAGGUUGCACUCUGCUGUCACUUGAUGUUAAGUAGGGGGCAAAAAAAUAAGUUACCACGCCCUUACGUUUCUGCCCGAUCAUAUAGGUUGGUUUGGGGAUUUAUUUUAUUUAUUUUUAUUUUUUUUUUAGUACAGCAUUUGCAUUUAUAGCCAUACUUUUUCUUGUCGUUAGAUAUUAGACACAUCCGUUUGUAAUUUAGGGUACUUAUCAAGGCACUUAUAAAAUAAUUUCCUGUGCUGGAAAUUCCAAAUGACCAGUUCCAGUUGGAACCAAUUUAUAAACCAAUUCCUGUUGGAAUUUGGGUGAAUUGACUGGAAAGUCGACUUGAGCAUGUUGCAAUCAAUUGAAAAAAAAAAACAAAAACAAAAACAAAUGAAAAAUCUGAAAAUUACAAACCACUAGAAGCCAGAAAGUCAGCUACAGUAUUUGUUUGCUGGAAGCUCAAUUUACAUUGAAGGUUAGAAUAAAAGGAUUUAUUCUAACUAUUCAUUUCCAGAAUGGCUUUUUCAGACGAACCAAAUGUAAACUAUUGAGAGUGCCAAAUAUCUCAAAUUAUUGCAGCAGUUACAAAAUACUUUCCAGUUUGAAGUUAUUUUUAGACCUGGCAUGAAUGUUGCAGCAAAAUGAUUUCUUUAGUUUAGCCGGUACUGACAUUUUUGUUGCGGUCAGCAGUGAUGAACUGUGACAGGAUAAGGGGAAACAGAACCAGGAAAAUGAACAAACUUGAGAACAGUUUGUGUGGUUAGAGGUUGAGAAUAGUAUUUUUUGGUUUGGUUUUUUUUUUCCCUCUCGUUUACCUGAAUACAGCUAGUAGUCCCAAAAUGGAACAUUGAUGUAGAGAUACAUAAUUAUUUUUUUUUUCCUCCCAUUUUCAGUAUUCUGCCUUUUUAAAUGGAAAACAAUACACUCCUCUUCCCCAGUCCGUAGAGUACCUCCAUUCCAGUACAUCCGAGUACCUACCUGUAUGUUACAUCUUUCAAAAUCCACCUCUGAAUGUCUGAAAAUUCCAGCAUCGCACAAGAAACUCUCCAGAAGAACGUCAGGUUAAAUCCCAGAGAGGAAAUCUGAGGGAAAGGGGCGGGGUUCAAUAUUCCUAAACGACGAAUAUUUAGAAUACCAUAUUGGUCAGAAUUAGCUUGCAAUAAAAAUGGAGCAUCAGAAAAAAAAAAAAUAUCUGCUCCCAGUAAAGUCGUAGAGCAUUUGGAAAAAAAAUCUGCUCACGGUAAAGUGGUAGAGCUGACAUUUUUGAUUCCGAGAUCUAUGAUAAAUCUUUGUGGAGAUAUUGCUGCCUUACGUCCUAACAAUCCCUGCUUUUCACCUCCCGAGUCUUCAGUUUCUUUGAACAGAUAAAUUUAUGUGAUUGGACCUUCUGUCUUACAUGAUCAGUGAAGCCUUAGAUCCGAUGUGAUUGAAAAAUUUGACCAUAACUGACGGUUUUGUACAACCCACCCAUGUCUUUAAGCAGAGACUCCCAAAAUCCCCCACUGCCUGCGUGCUCUAAAAUGGACAGGACGACGCUGAACGUGCAGGUUUUUAUGCAGGUUCAUGUCCAAACCUAUUUCUUUCAGAAAUGAGGAUCAUAAACUUCUCAAUUUGCUUAUUCCCUUCCCCAAGCCUGCUAACAGGAGGCUGUAAAAGCAUGUAGCACUAAAUGAAUUUCCUGAAUAUUACGGUUUCUUCUACUUUCUGGACCAGUUAGCAAAAAAUUCACUGGUAUUUUUCCACCACUGUCGAGUCUGGUUAUUUUCUUGAUGUUAACAAUGAGGAAAAUAAUUCAGCUCGUAUCUGGUGCAGCCAAACCCGAUGUACAUCUCUAGCAGCAUUAAAAGACUGUGGAUGCAUGAUUAAUUUUUUAAACAACUUCACUGCCUAAAAGGCACCACUAGAUGAUUCGAAUGGGCCGGUUACCAAGAAAAAAAGAAAAAAAAAAAAAAAAAAGAGAAUCUCUGCAUCCAUUGGAGUAACAGAGUGAAGAAUUGAUAUGACAGACCUGAUCCCGUUGGAUUUUCUCAGGCUGGAUGCUGGCAGAUUCCAAAGAAAAAAAGGCAUUUAGGCUGAGAAAACACAGCAGGAUCCGGUCUGGAACGGUAGCUUCAGCUGCCUUCUCGAAUAUUUUCCGCUAUAGCACAGUGGAGCAUUCUCCAGUAAUUUUUACAAAUCUUUGUUACAUGUACAGCACACAUACCUGCAUGAGAAAGAAGGCGUUAGGCAAAACAUUUUUUUCUAUAAGCUUUAAUGAGUUUCUUGUUUGUGUGCAUUAAAGUAUUAAUUGCAGAGGAUGCACUGAGAUGUAUAAACCUAGAUUAGACAGCUCUUUAUCUUUAUUCUGUAGUAGCAUUAGGGAUCAGAUCAUUUAACUGCUUGAAGAUAUUUGCAUUUUAAUGGCAGGUAGCUGCGAAGCAUCUACAUAUAUUUUCUAGUAAACAAGGUUACUGCUUUAUCAUUUCCUAGAUGAAAAAAAAAAAAAAAAAAG